CGCGCCGCGGAUGCAUGUGAGCGUUGCGGCGAGUGAAGGGGUAGGAUAAGCAUAUAAACAAGUGCUCCACCUUAUAAUAAAACAUUCUCGACAAAUCAGGUUUGCACAAUAUUUGGAUUGAAAUUGUGGUUAAGUUCUGAGGACUGUUAUAAGUGGUACCAUCAAUUUUAAAGAUGGCGUUUUAUAAAUUUUGCACAUCAUUUCUGGGUGUUUUUGUAUUGAUCAAGACAAUAUCCGCAGUGGAAUUUGAUAAUUUAAGUGAAGAAGCCCAGUUUGAUGAGAGGCACUACCAGGCCUUCAAACAUUUUGGAGAUAAAGUCAAAUUGUUGGAUACUUUACAACAAAAACAAGUCCCUUUGUCUUUGACCCUCAACGCUAACUUGGAAAACUCCUUUGAACACAAUUUGGUACUUCCUAAACCACAGGACUACACCCAGUUUGCAUCACUUGAAUCAUCAUUACCAUCUCUUUCGUCACAUCAAGGUGUUCGGUAUACCUCCACACCAGUAGAAACCUAUCAGGUUACAGAAGAAGUCUAUGAACCUAAACCAAUCCCACAAGUGGUACCCGUACCUGGUAAACCUCCACUUAUUCUAGGCUCCGGAUCCCUUGGAAUUGUAAAUUUAGGUAAAGGAAAAUACGCGUUGGGUUCAGGUUCGUUGGGGUACUCGCAACCGGUUGCGCAUCAACAGCUCAACAAUAAACAGGAAGCCGGAGGUGGAUUGCAUGUCGUUCCGCCGCCGCAGCUCGGAAGCAGCGAAGCCUUCGAUGCCGCUUUCAACAACUUCAAUUUCAAGCCGCUGCAUAACUUCUUCGGGCACAAUUAAAACGCAAGCAUUAUUUAUGUGUGUGCGUGGAUGCGUGCGCAUGUUGGACUAGGCGGAAUUCCGCCAUUCAUGCUUAAGUCGUUUUAAUUGUUUGAUUGCAAUGUUACUAGUCUUUUUUGUUUUGUGUUGUUUAUAUCUCGUGCUGAUAUGUCUAAAUGAAUAAAGAUAAUAUAAAUGAAUUAAAUGA
Molecule: messenger RNA, 1014 nt
Organism: Dalotia coriaria
Lineage: Eukaryota; Metazoa; Arthropoda; Insecta; Coleoptera; Staphylinidae
Exons: 2
Coding region: 174-827 (217 amino acids)
Source: RefSeq, a predicted model, not a curated record